AGAUCCUAUAAAUACCUCUUUUUCUUACUCUCUAUCUGCGUCUGAUCCCCCAGGCAAAAAUGUGCCAACUCACUUCCCCUUUGUGUUGCAAAUGCACCAUAGAUCAAUCUUGCGAUCUUAUCAGCCCAGUUUCUAAGACCCGAGAACCCGACAUGUCCACUGCUUUGAUACUCAAGAGCAGAGCAACAAAGACUAAGCAACAAGCUCAGAGUCAUUUCUCUUUGGCCAUCAAAGAAGCCUUUUCCAUCGCAAGCAUUGCUCUUCCAAUGAUUCUCACAGGCCUUCUUCUCUACUCGCGUUCCAUGAUCUCCAUGCUCUACCUCGGCCAAUUAGGCGAGCUGGCGCUUGCUGGAGGCUCCCUUGCCGUUGGUUUUGCCAACAUUACCGGGUACUCAGUUCUCUCUGGCCUUGCUAUGGGAAUGGAACCCAUCUGUAGCCAAGCUUUUGGAGCCAAGAGGUACACUGAUCUAGGCCUUUCUCUGCAACGAACAAUUCUGUUGCUGCUUGUUACUUCUUUUCCAGUGGCCGUCUUGUGGCUCAGCGUGAGAAGAAUUCUCUUGUUAUGUGGUCAAGAUGAAGCUAUAGCCAUCGAAGCUCAAUCGUAUCUUCUGUAUUCUCUUCCAGACCUCUUAGCUCAAUCUUUAUUGCAUCCCAUAAGAAUCUAUCUAAGAACACAGUCGAUAAAUUUACCUCUGACAUUUUGUGCAACUCUUUCAAUAAUUCUGCACAUUCCCAUAAACUAUAUUCUUGUCAUUAAACUUGGUCUAGGAACAAAAGGCGUCGCGCUGAGUGGAGUUUGGACAAACUUCAAUCUUGUCGCUUUGCUAAUCGCGUACAUACUUGUAUCUGGCAUUCACAAGAGAACUUGGGAACGAUGGUCCAUUGAAUGCCUUACAGGAUGGCAAUCUUUACUGAAUUUAGCAAUUCCAAGCUGCAUUUCGGUUUGUCUUGAAUGGUGGUGGUAUGAAAUCAUGAUUCUGCUUUGUGGGUUAUUUGUAAAUCCGAGAGCCACGGUGGCUUCAAUGGGAAUUCUGAUUCAAACCACAUCACUUAUCUACAUAUUCCCAUCUUCUCUCAGCUUCAGUGUAUCAACUAGAAUUGGUAACAAGUUGGGCGCCAACAAGCCUGCAAAAGCCAAGCUUGCUGCUAUCGUGGGCGUUUCUUGCAGCUUUGUGUUGGGACUGUCGGCGCUUCUCUUUGCAGUAAGCGUGAGAAAUGUCUGGGCUACUCUGUUCACGCAAGAUAAAGAUAUCAUAGCAUUGACAUCCCUGGCUUUGCCUAUAAUUGGUCUGUGUGAGCUCGGAAACUGUCCACAAACCACCGGGUGUGGAGUGUUGAGAGGAACCGCUAGGCCUAAAAUUGCAGCAAACGUAAACUUGGGUUGUUUUUACUUGGUGGGAAUGCCAGUGGCUGUGGGAUUGGGGUUCUUCAUGGGGCUCGAUUUUGAAGGGCUGUGGUUGGGUCUAUUGGCGGCACAAGCCUCGUGUGGAGUCACCGUGUUGAUCGUAAUGGCUCGAACUAACUGGGACGUUGAAGCACUGAGAGCUCAAGAGCUCAUAGCAGGAGCUGCAGAGGCAGUCAUAACUGAAAACAAAGAAGAAUUUUUUGUCUAAGUGCAUGACUUAACAAUAAGUUUGAAACAAAUCAUUCACUAGUUUUAGUCUACUUUUCUUCUGAGAUAGUUCGCGAACUACGGACAAAAGUAGUUCUACAAGAAAAAUUGAUCCAUUAGAAGUCCAAACCAGUCUAUU
Daucus carota subsp. sativus is the source of this 1751-nucleotide messenger RNA. Its product is annotated as protein DETOXIFICATION 49. NCBI's taxonomy places the organism in Eukaryota, Viridiplantae, Streptophyta, Magnoliopsida, Apiales, Apiaceae. Gene Ontology annotation, cellular component: membrane. Gene Ontology annotation, biological process: xenobiotic detoxification by transmembrane export across the plasma membrane. The transcript has a single exon. The coding region runs from base 60 to 1613 and encodes 517 amino acids. Gene Ontology annotation, molecular function: antiporter activity; xenobiotic transmembrane transporter activity. The record is from RefSeq and is a predicted model, not a curated record.